UGUGGUAACUGUCAAAUCACAAGUGAACUAAAUUUUUGCACAUUGUUAAAAUUUAUUUAUGAAAUGCUAAGAAAGUAGAAUUAAGUCCCUAAAAUUUAUGCAAACUGCAUUAAGCGACAGGCAUGGCAGCGGGUCGGCGCGGAGGGCGCGGCAGGUGAGGAGCGGCGCGGGGCCAUGGCGGAGCCCGAGCCCGCGCCCGCCGGCCUCGCCGACGCUGUGCUGCUGGCGCCCCUCACCGAGGACUCCUUCCUGCACAACCUGCAUGUGCGCUACAAACGGGACAUCAUCUAUACAUACGUGGGCAACGCGCUGGUGUCGGUGAACCCGUGCCGCGCGCUGCCGCUCUACUCCGCGGAGCUGGUACGCACCUACCUCGCUCGCCCGCCCUACCUCCUGCCGCCGCAUCUAUAUGCCAUAACCGCCACUGCCUACCGCUGGGUUCGUGAUAGAAACGAAAAUCAAUGUAUAGUCAUAACAGGUGAGAGUGGUGCGGGUAAGACGGAAGCGGCACGGGUGUGCCUGCAAUGUGCCGUGGUAGCGGGUGGUGGUGGGGGCGGAGCCCUGGCGGCCGCUGGGACUCUACUCGAGGCCUUUGGCAACGCCGCCACCGCGAGGAAUCAUAACGCGAGCAGAUUCGGGAAACUGCUAGACAUUGAGUUUGAUUUUAAAGGAGAGCCUGUGGGAGGUCAUAUCACUCACUAUCUAUUGGAGAAGGAGCGCGUGUGUUGUGUAGCGGAGGGUGAGAGAAACUUUCAUGUGCUGUAUCAGUUGCUGGCCGGCGCAGACGCACAUUUACUUAAGCGGUUAAAGCUGCAGCGUUCAUGGGAGCAAUACCGCGUGCUGCGCGGCGGGGCGACGUGCGCGGAGGGCGGGUGCGCGGGCGCAGGCGCGGGCGCGGGCGGGGCGUCGUGCGCGGGGUGCGCGGCGUGCGCGGGUAGCUCUGUGGCGGCGGGCGGCAGCGCCUCCCCGCGCCGCGCGCCCCCGCAGCCGCCGCCCGGGCCUCGAGCGCCACAAGCUGAUCGAGACCACUUCGCGUUUACUAAGGCCGCGAUGGGAGCGCUGGGGUUCAGCGCGGCGCAGUGCGGCGCCGUGCUGCGAGUGUUGGCGUUCCUGCUGAAGCUGGGCAACGUGCAGUUCGAGCCGCAGCAUAACAUCGACGGCUCUAUCGGCACGAGGUUGCAGCAUGAGUACGAGCUCCGCGAGGCGUGCGCGCUCGUGGGUGUGGAGGCGGACGCGCUGGUGCUAGCGUUGGGCGCGGCGCCGCCACACGACGACGUGCCACCCGAAGAGUCGUGUUCGGUGGAAGAGGAGUGCAGUUCGGAGGCUGGGUCGGAGAACAAUGGAGGCGCGGGCGCGGAGUGGGCGCGCGCACUCAGAGAUCGGUUACUUUGCGCACUGUAUUCCAGAUUGUUUACAUGGCUUGUUAACGCGGUUAAUGAUGCUCUUAAGCCGGCACUGGUCGGAGCGCGUCGUUCGCUAAGUAUACUAGACGUGUACGGUUUGGAAUCAUUGGCUCACAACGGGCUCGAAAGGCUGCUCAUCAACUACGCGGCAGAGAGGGUGCAGGCAGCCGUGACCGCGGCCACUAUGCGCCGGGAGCAAGAGGAAUACGCGCGCGAGGCGCUCGCGUGGGCGCCUUUACCAUACGCCGACCAUGAGCUGUACGCCGACUUGCUCGAUGCGGGCCCGGAGAGUGUUCUCGGCAUGUUGCGUGAAUGCUCGUCACGCGGCGUGAGCGAUGCGAUAUUCCUGCAAAGGCUGCAGCGGCGACGACAUCCACGACUGUUGGUGCUGCCGCCCGAUCGUUUUCAGGUAGUGCAUUUCGGUGGGCCGGUGGUGUACAGCGCGCGCGGUAUCGUCGCCAAGAACCGUGACGCGGUGUGUCGCCGCUGUGCCGCAGUGUUGGCCGCGGCGCGGGAACCGCUGCUCGCUGCGUUGUUCGCGCCUGGGGCGGGGGCUUUCAUUGGCAGCAGUGGGUCGCCGCGUCGGCCGUGCGCGUUGGCGUGCCGCCAGCGGGCGUUGGUCGGUGCGUUGGUGCGCAGGCUGCCCAAUUCGCCGCGGCUCGUGAGGUGUUUGCGCGCCGACGCCGCUCUAAGACCGCACCGAUUCGACUCCACCUUGUUGAGGCAUCAGAUACGCACGCAGGGGAUAAUGGACAUGGCGUUGCUACGUCGCGCGGGGUGGUGCGAAUCGAUGUGCGCACGCGCAGUGCUGUCCCGCUACGGGGUGCUGAGAGCGCGUGCCACACCCGCGCCGCCCCCGGGCGCGCCCGCCUCGCCCGUGCUGGACGCGCGCGACGACGCCGUGCGCGCCGCGCGAGCCUUGCUGCGCAGUCUACCCAUCCCCAGCGCGGAGUUCGCGUACGGCCGCACCAAAGUGUUCAUCCGUAGCCCUAGGACGGUGUGGGAAUUAGAAGCAUUACGUGCGACACGAGUAGAAAAAUUAGUGAGAGGAGCGCAGCGAGCGUGGAGACGAUAUCGCGCGCGCAAGAGACUCGCGGCCGCCGCCAAAAUAGUCGCCGCCUGGAGACGGUACCGGAAAAAGCAUGCGGCAAUAGAGAGGAGAACUGUGAAACGGUUAUCACAUCGAAAUCUACACACGGAGCCAGAAGCGUGCGGGAGCGCAGAGAAAAGCGAAAAAAGUGCACGAGAAAGAGCAGCGUGCGUGAUAUGGCGAGCGUGGACAACGUACGCGAAGAGGUCAUACCUGCUGGGUCUGUGGGCACGUCUGCCUGCUAGACACCGGUCGCCCGCGUGCGUGGCGUGGCCGCCGUGCCCGCGGCCGCGGCUGCUGGCGCGCACGGACGCGCUGCUGCGGAGGCUGCACCACAAGUGGCGCUGCGCGGUGUAUCGGCGGGCGUUCGAUCAGACUGCCAGGAAUCGGAUGCGGGAGAAAGUCACUGCCAGUGUCUUGUUUAAGGAUCGCAAGGUGACGUACGCGCGCAGCGUAGGACACCCGUUCGUGGGCGACUACGUGCGGCUGCGCGCGUCGGCGGCGUGGCGGCGCGGCCUGGGCGCGCAGGCGGCGGACCGAUACGUGGUCUUUGCUGACGUCGUGGGCAAGGUGGCACGGUCGAGCGGGCGCGUGUCGCGCUGCUUGGCCGUGGUGUCGACGAGCGCGUUGCUGCUGCUGGAGGCGCGCUCGCUGCGGCUGAAGCGCCGCGUGCCCGCGCACACCGUCUACCGCCUGUCGCUGUCGCCCUACGCCGACGACUUGCUGGUCGUGCACGUGCGAGCGUGUGGCGGGGUAGAGAGCUCGACAGAGGAGCUGUCGCAGUGCUCGUCGCGGGAGCCGCUGGACGCGCCGGGCUGCCUGUUCGGCGGCGAGGGCGCGUGGCGGCGGCGCGGCGACCUGCUGCUGCGCACGUGCCACGUGCUCGAGCUGGCCACCAAGUUGUUCCUCGUCGUGCAGAACGCCGUGGGCGCGCCGCCACAUGUCAACAUCUCCACCGAGUUCGAGGCGAACUUCGGGCAGCAGAUGGUGACGGUGUCGUUUCACGCGGUGGGCGGCGCGCCGCUGGGCGACGGCGGCGCGCGUCUGCUGCGGCGCGGCAGCCGCAUGGACGUGCUGCUCUAGCGCCGCACCGCUCCACUCCAUUCCACUCCAGCUGUAUAGCGAUUUGGUGCUCAUUGACUACUGUGUAAACAAAAAAAGGCUUCUCUAUUUAAUACUCAUCCAAUAUCUUAAUCAAGAAACUCUAAACUAAAAGCAUUUAUUCAAAAUGGUUAUAAACGUGCGCGAGGAACACGGGUUACAACGUGUAACGGUUUUGCGACAGGUUUAAUCUAAAAAAAAAAAACUAAUGACAAAACAAUUAAUUAUAAUGAUAAUAUAUUACUCGCCGUUUUAACAUUGUGUCAAAUGUCAAAAGUAUGAUUUUAGUCCUUAUUUUAAAGACGAACCGUAGUUUUGACAUGAGUUUUAUAGGGACUCAUUUUGUAGGGACUAUAAUAUUUCACUGGAGCGCGAUUUCUAUUGAAGGUAAACAUUAAUCGUUCCGAGUCUCCGAGGGAGUCUGGAAGCCUUAUCGCUUCAAAGAGAUAAGGCUACCAAAUUGUACUACUAUUUUUGUUGUGUAAUAUUUCUUUUGAUGAUGGUGUACAAUAAAGCAUAUUU
Maniola jurtina (meadow brown) is the source of this 4116-nucleotide messenger RNA. Its product is annotated as unconventional myosin-Ia-like. Gene Ontology annotation, biological process: actin filament organization; vesicle transport along actin filament. Gene Ontology annotation, molecular function: ATP binding; microfilament motor activity; actin filament binding. Gene Ontology annotation, cellular component: myosin complex; plasma membrane; vesicle. The coding region runs from base 175 to 3576 and encodes 1133 amino acids. The transcript is spliced from 24 exons. The record is from RefSeq and is a predicted model, not a curated record. Lineage: Eukaryota; Metazoa; Arthropoda; Insecta; Lepidoptera; Nymphalidae.